UUAGGAAAUUCGGAACGAUCAACACCAUACAAAUGUACAUGUUGAAUUCGGUAAUAUUGCUAAUAGCAGUGGCGGCUGUGGCAAAUGGACAGCUUCAACAAGUUGCCAACAACAAUUCUACACUUCACAUCGAUGACUAUAUCAAUAUGAACAGACAACAACAUGCUAAAGUUAUCCAGGAUUAUGAUACAGAAAUGGAUUUAGUUAAACAAACUUAUACCGCCAGUCUUGAUACCAUGAAUAUACAAUUGAACAUGUUGGUCGAUAGUCUUGUUCAAAACGAAAAUAAAUUAAAAUCCUUAGAAGUUCUAAGUGAUUUAAGUAAAAAAUGUGUCAACAAAUAUCGUUCUUCAAUACCCACUGUCAGCUCUACUAAAACAAAAAUCAACAGUUGCAUUAGAACAGCAAGCGUCAAACUUAAUAGCUUGUUGUCUAGUCCUCUGUACACCAGAAAUAACUUGGAGAGCUAUUACAAGAAUAAUUUUGAAUCAUCGAUUACUAGUUGCAAAAGAACCUACAUCGCAUUACCUAAGAAUUAUACCAUGUGUGUUAUAAAAGUGGCAUCCGACACUGACACUUAUACCAUCAGCAAUCAAAAGACAUUCGCCAAUCAAAUGGAUGCAGCCCAGUGUUCCUUCGAUGACAAUAUACAAAAAGCUUUAGAUUGCAGUUAUGCCACUGAAACUAAUACAAUCUCUGCCAUUGCUGAGGCCAAUACUUUGAUUGAUACGUGUUUACAGGGUCAAGAUGUUUGCCAACCAUGUAAUGGUGCAAAUACUUGUUCAGAAGUUUUUUACAUGAAUCGUUCUGAAAUAAACCAUAGCAGUAAAGUAAUGGAUAAUCCAUUUUAUAGACGUUAUAAUGCUACAGAUUGUUUAAUGUUGAACAUUUUAAAAAAUUAA
Molecule: messenger RNA, 902 nt
Organism: Calliphora vicina (urban bluebottle blowfly)
Lineage: Eukaryota; Metazoa; Arthropoda; Insecta; Diptera; Calliphoridae
Exons: 3
Coding region: 33-902 (289 amino acids)
Source: RefSeq, a predicted model, not a curated record